Molecule: messenger RNA, 1059 nt
Organism: Tachyglossus aculeatus (Australian echidna)
Lineage: Eukaryota; Metazoa; Chordata; Mammalia; Monotremata; Tachyglossidae
Product: neuferricin
Exons: 4
Coding region: 16-825 (269 amino acids)
Cellular component (GO): endomembrane system; membrane
Source: RefSeq, a predicted model, not a curated record
GAGGGGAGCGUUGCCAUGGCGCCGUGGCGGCCCGGUGCGGCGGCGGUGUUGGCGGCGCUGGCGGGCCUGGCCGCGGCCUGGCUGCUGGGCCGCUGGGCCCCCGGGGAGCGCCCCGGGCGUGGAGGCGGGGCCCGCCUGCUGAGGCCGGCCGAGCUGGGCCGCGCCCGGGGCUCCGGGCCCGGGCCCGAGCCGGGCCUGCUCCUCGCCGUGCUGGGCCGCGUCUUCGACGUGCGCCCGGGACAGGCCCACUACGGGCCCGGCCGACCCUACAGCCACUUCGCAGGCCGUGACGCCUCGCGAGCGUUCGUCACCGGGGACUUCAGUGAAACGGGCCUGGUAGAUGAUGUGUCCGGCCUGUCGCCCGCCCAGAUGCUGACGCUGCACAACUGGCUCCUGUUCUACGAGAAGAACUAUGAGUUUGUCGGGAAGCUGGUCGGGAGGUUCUACGGGGAGGACGGCGAGCCCACGCCGGCCCUGGUGCUCGCCGAGGCCGCCAUCGCCGAAGGGCUCCGGGCCCAGGCCCUGGACGACGAGCUGAAGCGCCAGUUUCCCCCGUGCAACUCGGAGUGGAGCGCGGCCGGUGGCAGUCGGUUCUGGUGCUCCAAGCAGAGCGGGGGCGUGAGCAGAGACUGGGUUGGCGUCCCCCGGCAGCUGUACCAGCCCGGCCCCGCGGGGCCCCAGUGCGUCUGCGUGCGGCCCACGGGGCCCCCCUCCGGCCAGCCGGUGGCGGCGGAGAACCGGGACCGAGGAGACCUGGACCACCCGAGCCUGCAGGAGUUCGAGGGCUGCGCCCCCCAAGCCACCGCCUGCGUCCGGCGGGGCUGAGCUGGACGCCGGGGGACCCCACAUCACCCCUAACUGGACCGGGGACCCCGCAUCGCCCUUGGAGGGGGAUAGCCGGGGCCUGUGGACCCGCAGCCCCCUCGCGGGCCAGGCCCGUGGCAUUUCCUGGGCAUCGUUCUGAGCUGAGCACCCUGGAGGCCCCACCCUCCAUCCCCCGUGCAAGAAAUUCCCAUCUGGGAACAUUCCAGCCAUUGAAAUAAAGACAUUUCAUCGUCA